AUGGCCGCCGGCUCCUCCACUGAGGUCGGCCCCCAGGACAUGUUCCGGCCUGUGGAUCAGAACACCAAGAGUGAGUCUGGAAGGAAGGUCCAGAUACAGAACAUUAAUGCUGGCAAGAUGAUUGCCGACGUCAUCCGCACCUGCCUGGGCCCUCGUUGGAUGCUGAAGAUGCUGAUGGAUCCGAUGGGGGGCGUGGUGAUGACUAACGAUGGUAAUGCUAUUUUGAGGGAGAUUACUGUGCAACACCCUGCCGCCAAGCACAUGAUUGAGAUUGCGCGGACCCAGGAUGAAGAGGUGGGUGACGGAACAAGCAGUGUGGUGAUCCUGGCAGGGGAGAUGCUGGUGGUGGCUGAGCAGUACCUGGAGCAGAACAUGCAUCCGCUUAUCAUCAUUCAGGGGUACAGACAGGCCCUCGACCAUGCUCCGGGGGCCCUUAAAGACACCCUCAGAUCCUGGGAGGAGCCAUCGAAGAGAGCUGUGUGCUGGACGGGAUCAUGAUAAACAAGGAUGUGACCCAUGCAAAGAUGAGCAGGAAAGUAGACAACCCUCGUAUCAUUCUCCUUGACUGCCCGCUGGAGUACAAGAAGGGCGAGAGCCAGACUUUGGUGGAAAUGACUGCUGAGACGGACUUU
Molecule: messenger RNA, 632 nt
Organism: Scylla paramamosain (green mud crab)
Lineage: Eukaryota; Metazoa; Arthropoda; Malacostraca; Decapoda; Portunidae
Product: T-complex protein 1 subunit gamma-like
Biological process (GO): protein folding
Cellular component (GO): chaperonin-containing T-complex
Molecular function (GO): ATP-dependent protein folding chaperone; ATP hydrolysis activity; ATP binding
Source: RefSeq, a predicted model, not a curated record